AUGACUGAGGAGUUCAAACAAGUCGGAGUUUUCCCAUCAUUGCCGAAAACGACUCGUGGAAUGCCCACGGUUUUAGGUAGCAGCCCUGCUGGCGAAAAAAUUCUCUAUUGCAAUGGAAAUUCGGUGUACACGGUUCCCGUUGAUAAUUUGACCGGCUCGGAGAUUUACACGGAACAUUCGGUAGCAACCACGGUUGCCAAAAUGAGUCCGAGUGGCUUCUAUUGUGCUUCUGGAGAUGUCAACGGCAAUGUGCGCAUCUGGGAUACAACCCAGGCGACGCAUAUUCUCAAGGCGACGUAUCAAGUGUUCUCCGGACCUGUUCGUGAUAUCGCCUGGAACGAUGAUAGUAAGCGAAUUGCUGCGGUUGGAGAAGGAAAAGAAAGGUUCGGUCAUGUUUUCCUUUUUGACACCGGAACUUCGAAUGGAAACCUCUCGGGACAAUCCCGUCCAAUGAGCAGCGUCGAUUUCAAACCGACGAGACCAUAUCGAAUUGUUUCGGGAUCCGAAGACAAUACUGUCGCCUUGUUCGAAGGACCUCCGUUCAAAUUUAAAACUACAUUCCACGAACAUACCCGAUUUGUUCAUGUGACCCGGUUUAAUCCAGACGGAUCUCUUUUUGCAUCGGCUGGAGCUGACGGAAAAGUCGUCAUUUUUCAAGGGGCUGAUGGAAAUAAGGUUGGCGAGCUUGUUGAUGAAAAGGGCGUCGCUCACGGUGGUAGUGUGUUCGGGUUAUCUUGGUCGCCGGAUGGCGCGAAGAUUGCGACGGCUUCUGGCGACAAAAGCGUUAAAAUUUGGAAUGUUGCUGAUCGAAGCUUGGAAAAGAAAAUCGAUUUUGGAACAACCAUUGAGGACCAACAACUGAGCAUUCUUUGGACUAAAAAGGCUCUCAUAUCCCUUUCCUUGUCGGGAUUCGUUAAUUUCUUAAGUCCGGAACUAGGAACUAUUGAAGAGGUUCGUCAAGGCCAUAAUAAACCAAUCACUGCGAUUCAUCUGACCAUCGACAAGAAAUAUUUGUUCAGUUCGGAUUUUGAGGGUCAUACAACCCGUUGGGAAAUUGCGACUGGAAAAUCGAAUCGAGUGAAGCCAAGCCUUCACAAAUCGCAAAUUGUUGGACUUUCUUAUACUUCAAACGGCGAUUUGUUCAGCGUCGGAUGGGAUGAUCAGAUUAGAGUUACUCGGCUCGAUGAGCAGAACAUUGAUUCUGUGAAGCCUUCAUCAAUUGCACUUCCUUCUCAGCCUCUUGGACUUGCCGUGGCUCCGGACGGCUCUCUUGCGGUCGUUGCUUGCUACAAGCAUAUCGCUGUUAUUCGUAACGGAUCUGACAUCAAUGCGAUUGGAGUGAAUUAUAGCGCGAGUUGUGUUGCCAUUUCGCCAGACAACUUUUGCGUUGCAAUUGGAGGGCAAGACGCCAAGGUUCAUAUCUACAAAGUGUCUGGAUCUCAGCUCAUCGAAGACAAGACCAUUGCGCACACCGCCGCAAUUACUUCAGUUGCGUUUUCGCCGUCGGGAGCUCAUCUCGCCGUCACUGAUGCUGCGCGCAAAGUCAUUCCGUACUCAACGAGCGACUUUGUGACCGUUUCCGACAAGGAAUGGACAUUCCACACUGCAAAGGUGAACUGUGUCGCCUGGUCGCCGGAUGACAACCGAUUAGCCACCGGAGCUCUCGACACCAACAUUAUCGUUUGGGAUUUGAAGAAGAGUGGCGAGCAUCCAAUUAUUCUCAAAGGUGCUCAUGCGAUGUCACCGGUCAAUGGCCUUGCAUGGCUCGACGAAACGAACCUCUUGUCUGCUGGACAAGACGCCAACAUUAAACAUUGGUCGAUUCCCAUCUAA
This is a messenger RNA of Caenorhabditis bovis, 1833 nucleotides long. Lineage: Eukaryota; Metazoa; Nematoda; Chromadorea; Rhabditida; Rhabditidae. The record is from the annotation of a GenBank genome assembly.